This is a messenger RNA of Xylaria bambusicola, 1608 nucleotides long. RefSeq names its product ATP synthase F1 gamma. The transcript is spliced from 3 exons. Gene Ontology annotation, molecular function: proton-transporting ATP synthase activity, rotational mechanism. Gene Ontology annotation, biological process: proton motive force-driven ATP synthesis. The coding region runs from base 314 to 1222 and encodes 302 amino acids. The record is from RefSeq and is a predicted model, not a curated record. NCBI's taxonomy places the organism in Eukaryota, Fungi, Ascomycota, Sordariomycetes, Xylariales, Xylariaceae.
GGAAAGUAAAUGGACCCAACCUCGGAGCAGCGCUGAACAAAGGCCUGGCUGGCACCUGGCGGCAGAGGACCAUCCCCACUAUAGCCCGACAAUUUACCGUCGUCCGGAAAGACGGGUUAGACCGAAAGUAGCAAGCAGCAAGCAACCAGCUUUGCAGAGGUGAGAGAGAAAGUGAGAAGAGACGAAUAACUCAUUGUCAAACUUCCCCGUCCACGACCAGCCAAUUGAUUGCGCAGCAUCGCAAUCAACGAGCUACCUGUGUUUGAGGCUCCUUUCCGCAUUGCUUCGCUCCCUUCAGUCCGCAUUUCUCACCAUGCUUUCGAGAGUAGCCCGACCGGCUCUGAGGGCCGGUGCUGCUGCUGCGGCUAUUCCUGCUCGCACCGCCCCCAAUGCCGCGACCUACGCUACACUGCGAGAGAUCGAAGGCCGCCUGAAGUCGAUUCGCAACAUCGAAAAGAUCACCAACACCAUGAAGAUCGUCGCCUCUACCAAGCUGACCCGUGCCCAACGAGCCAUGAAUGAGUCCCGCAAGUACGGAGAGACCUCCCAGGAGGUAUUCGAGUCCGCCGAGACGAAACCUCUCGAGGCUGAGGGCAAGAAGACUCUGUACAUUGUCUGCAGCUCCGACAAGGGCCUCUGUGGUGGUAUUCACUCCAGUCUUUCUCGUUUCAUGCGUCGCCAUCUCGGACCCGAUCACCAGCCCGCCGACCUUGUCCUUAUCGGCGAGAAGUCCCGUGCCCAGCUAAGCCGAACGAAUGGCAAGGAUAUUGUUUUGUCCUUCGCUGGUAUCGGCAAGGACGUCCCUACCUUCGCUGAUGCCCAAGCCAUUGCCGACCAGGUUGCUCAGCUUCCCACGGAGUACUCUGACAUCAAGAUUGUGUAUAACAAGUUCAUCAACGCCACCGCCUACGAGGCCAACAUCGUUGAGGCUUUCUCCGAGGAGGCUUUUGCCAACUCCCCCAACUUCUCGGUCUUCGAGGUCGAUGAGGAGCUCCUUAGCAACCUGCGGGAAUAUGCUCUUGCCAACUCACUCUACUGGGCUUUGGCUGAGGGUCACGCCUGCGAGAUCUCUGCUCGCCGCAAUGCUAUGGAUAACGCCUCCAAGAACGCCGGUGAAAUGAUUAACAAAUACCAGAUUCUGUUUAACCGAACUCGUCAAGCUGUCAUUACUGGCGAACUGGUCGAAAUUAUUACUGGUGCCACAGCCUCGGAAGAUAUGUAAAUUGAUUGCAUCUAUAGACGAGUAGAGAAACCGGUGGGGAAAGAGGGCCACAUUGGUGAUUUACAAUUUAUCGCAUCUUCCCUUUGUAUCAAAGUUACCCUAAAGCCAGCCCUCUGUGUACCAAAGCCUCAAUAAAACUAGUUUCACAACUUAUCAUACAGAUGUGCCCGGACAGACACCAGAGCGAUGGCUGAUUAUGGCUGAGGGGCCAUGCAUCGGACCAGGGUAGCCGCAAGUUUCAGUGUCCGCAACGUAGAAGUCAUAAUAAAUUUGAAGGGAGAUGGUUUACUCGACUAUGUAUGCCUCUCGAGGUGGUGAUUAUGUGAAUUAAUGUUAGUCACCAAUCAGAUAAGGCAGCAAAUGAAAUAUAAACAUUGACUAAUCAA